Chenopodium quinoa (quinoa) is the source of this 854-nucleotide messenger RNA. RefSeq names its product small ubiquitin-related modifier 1-like. Bases 269 to 631 code for a protein of 120 amino acids. The record is from RefSeq and is a predicted model, not a curated record. Lineage: Eukaryota; Viridiplantae; Streptophyta; Magnoliopsida; Caryophyllales; Amaranthaceae. Gene Ontology annotation, cellular component: nucleus. Gene Ontology annotation, biological process: protein sumoylation. The transcript is spliced from 3 exons. Gene Ontology annotation, molecular function: protein tag activity; ubiquitin-like protein ligase binding.
UCCUUGUAUUGUUUUUCCUCCCACUUUUGCCUAGAAACUAGAAAGUAAGUGACCCGUUUAUUCUUCCUAUUUAUUGUCUUCCUCUCUCUCUCACUCUCUCUCUCUCUCUCUCUCUCUCUCUCUCUCUCUCUCUCUCUCUCCUCUUCAUUUUCAAAUUUAGUGGGUUGUUUGGGAAAUUGAAUAACUCAGUGAAAGAAGACAAAGGUUAGAAAUAAUAGUUGUAGGUUGUACGUAGAGGUAAUUGGUUUAAUUGAGUAGGGAAAGUCUAAUGGCGGAAAAGAGGAAGAUAAGCAGUGAGAGUAUUAUAACUUACAAACAUCAUAAGACAAGUGCACUAUGUUCAUCUUCCUCUGCCUCCGACCACUAUGUUCGUCUCAAGUUUGUGAAUCAGGACAAUGAAGAAACCUUUUUUAAGGUGUUGCGCAAUGCCAACCUUGGCAAAGCUUUUAAAGCUUACUCUAAUCACCACAAUUUGCCUCACCAACUUCACUUCACCUAUGACGGCAUGCGUGUCAAUCCUAACCUCACCCCCGACGAUCUAAACAUUAGGGAUGGAGAUGUAUUUGACGUUUUCAGCUAUGUACACGGUGGUGGUGGUGCCGCUGCUGCUUACAUCGGCUUUAACAAUUGACAAACGCCUUGGGAUGAAGCUCCUUCUUAACCAAUUCCAGAUCCUGUGUUUUAUUUGGACCAAAAGAUGUAAUUCACUAAUUGCUGUGUAGAUGUAGUAGGCAACUGUAGCUAUCCUUUUAAAGUUUUUAGUACUCCUCUAGCCCUUGGAUGUAUAGUGUGUGUAUGCGUGUUAAAACAGAAAUUUGUGUGUAAAAGUUUAUUAAUAACUCCGUUAAUUUUUA